Scatophagus argus is the source of this 4601-nucleotide messenger RNA. RefSeq names its product solute carrier family 6 member 11b (gene slc6a11b). The record is from RefSeq and is a predicted model, not a curated record. Bases 440 to 2275 code for a protein of 611 amino acids. Lineage: Eukaryota; Metazoa; Chordata; Actinopteri; Scatophagidae. Gene Ontology annotation, biological process: sodium ion transmembrane transport. Gene Ontology annotation, cellular component: membrane. The transcript is spliced from 15 exons.
CCACCUAACUUUUUUUUUUUCGUCUUUUGCCCGUCUCCUCAUGUCACCCUGCUCUCUGUGCGCCGUGGUAACGCUGAUGUGAGAGCUAGAUUGGUUACCACAUGGCUUUUAUCCAAGUAGAGGCGCUUGAGAGUAGACCGCUUGGAGAGUGGGAGCGCAGUCGCAGGUUAUCCAUCGCCUGAUGCAAGAUCUACCGUCGCUCUGCUGCGUCUGGGAUCUUCUUUUAUAUAGACGAGAGACUUCACGAAACCACUUCACUCAGCGCGGAUCCAGAUUGUUCUCUUUUUCCUCUUUUGCCCCCUCUCUCCUGUUUUUUUCUCACCCCCUGACCAGGCUAAAGCACCCUGUGUUUUGUAAAGGCAAUUGUUGGUGCGCAUCAUCGCGGGAGCCAAAAGGAGCUUUCACUGUUCCAUAGGAGACUGCGGGCUGCUGGAGCGUCAUGACAGCUGAGAAGAGCGGGCCCGUUAUAAACGGUAAACCAGAGGAAGGCAGAGACCCCGAAGGGUCCAGCUCCAGUCUAGACAACGGGGAGUACAAUGAGAGGGGCCACUGGAACAACAAGAUUGAGUUUGUCCUGUCUGUGGCUGGAGAGAUCAUUGGGCUGGGCAACGUCUGGAGGUUUCCCUACCUCUGCUACAAGAAUGGAGGAGGUGCAUUCUUUGUCCCAUAUGUCAUCUUCUUCGUGUGCUGCGGUAUCCCUGUGUUCUUCCUGGAGACUGCACUGGGUCAGUUUACCAGUGAGGGAGGCAUCACCUGUUGGAGGAAAGUCUGCCCGCUAUUUGAGGGUAUCGGCUACGCAACGCAGGUGAUUGAAGCUCAUCUAAACGUGUACUAUGUAGUGAUCCUUGCCUGGGCCAUUUUCUACCUCUUCAACUGCUUCACCACUGAGCUGCCGUGGGCUGGCUGUGGGCACUAUUGGAAUACAGAGAACUGUGUUGACUUCUAUGGAGAAAAUGCCACCAACAUUACAAACCCCAAUGCAACUUCACCAGUGAUUGAGUUCUGGGAACGAAGAGUACUGAAGAUAUCAGAUGGUAUUGAGCACAUGGGAGGAAUGCGCUGGGAGCUGGCCAUGUGUCUGGCCCUGGCCUGGUUCAUCUGCUACUUCUGCAUCUGGAAGGGACCCAAGUCAACUGGCAAGGUUGUGUAUGUGACAGCUACAUUUCCUUAUGUGAUGUUACUGAUCCUCCUCAUCAGAGGAGUGACGUUGCCAGGAGCAUAUGACGGCAUCAAGUUCUACCUCUACCCCGACAUUUCACGUCUCUCUGACCCUCAGGUGUGGGUGGAUGCAGGAACCCAAAUCUUCUUCUCUUAUGCCAUCUGUCUGGGCUGUCUCACAGCUCUUGGAAGUUACAAUGCCUACAACAAUAACUGCUACAGGGACUGCAUCAUGUUGUGCUGUCUGAACAGUGGGACCAGCUUUGUAGCAGGUUUUGCUAUUUUCUCUGUGCUGGGCUUUAUGGCCUACGAACAAAAUGUUCCCAUCGAGGCCGUGGCAGAAUCUGGUCCUGGCCUGGCGUUCAUUGCAUACCCCAAGGCUGUUACUAUGAUGCCUCUGUCCCCACUUUGGGCCUGUCUCUUCUUCAUGAUGCUCAUCUUCCUCGGUCUGGACAGCCAGUUUGUGUGUGUGGAGAGUUUAGUGACAGCUGUGGUAGACAUGUACCCAGAGACCUUCAGGAGAGGCUACCGCAGAGAGCUGCUCAUUCUGGGCAUGUCUGUAGUCUCCUUCCUCAUAGGACUUAUCAUGUGUACAGAGGGUGGCAUGUAUGUCUUCCAGCUGUUUGACUCAUAUGCUGCCAGCGGGAUGUGUUUGCUGUUUGUGGCUAUAUUUGAGUCCAUAUGUAUCGGCUGGGUGUAUGGUAGUGACAGAUUCUACCUAAAUAUCGAGGACAUGAUUGGCUACAAACCCGUCUUCUUCAUCAAGUGGUGCUGGAUGAUCCUGACCCCGGGCAUCUGUGCUGGAAUUUUUCUGUUUUUCCUGAUUAAAUACAAACCACUGAAGUACAACAACGUGUACACCUACCCUGACUGGGGCUAUGGUAUCGGCUGGUUCAUGGCCUUGUCCUCGAUGGUCUGCAUCCCUCUGGGGAUUAUCUGGAUGAUCUGGAAGACUCCUGGUACUUUCUCUGAGAGAAUGAAGAAGCUGACGACUCCCAGCAAAGACCUGAAAAUGAGAGGGAAACUGGCCGCUCUGAGUCCUUACGCUGCCAACGAUGCAAAACUUAAGGUUGAUGGGAAAAUAUCCACCAUCUCAGAAAAGGAGACGCAUUUCUAACCAACUGCCUGACUGACCGACCAAGCUCCCUGCCGUCUUCACAAUAAGGCUACCCAACAAAAAGUACAGCACACAACAACAUUAUACACCACCACACAAAACAGGAAAUGAAACGAUGACUAGGAGUGUUAUUUUUGUUUUGUAAAAAAAAAAAGGAAAAAAAAUGAAAAGUUAUCAUGAAUAUGUAGUCUGCUUCUGUUUUGCACAAACUUUGAUAACACAUUUGUUGUUUUCAGUUAACAUUGUGACUAAAGCGGCUGUUUCUUUCUUUUCUAACCAUUAAUAUUUUAAAAUCAGUUUGAUGACACAAGCUAUGCUUAAAACUUAUUGUGGUACCAUGUCAGUACUGGUCGCACUCACGUCUGGGCCUUUAGAGCAAUACCUAUGUGUUGUGUUGCAAAAGGCUUACAUUGUACAUUUAGUGGCAAACUGCUGUGCCUCUCUAUUAGGUACUUGGUACCCAAUCGUGACUAUCUAAGAUGUAGCAGCUUGGGGACCAUUCUACAUAGUUUUGUCUAUUAAGAGAAGAUACCGCAGUAUGUAUUAGUACUGAGUCCAUAGGAGGGCAUACCCUGAGUACUCCUGCAAGUAAAACUUUGAGUUGUAUAUAAAAAGUUGUGCCAUUGAAAUCUUGGAUGUCACGUGAAUUAGCUGUAACUGUGAGGGCUGUGGAACGAUUUUUAGGCCUUCCGUGAUUGUUAUUUACUUGAAUUCAAUGUUGUUGCUUAGUAACAGAUACAAAAACUCAGCCUAUUGGUUGUUACUGAAUGACAUUAUUAGGUUAUUGAUCGUGUUGGGAUAUAUUGGAUCCUUGAGGGCUUUGCUGAUUUCCAUAUCACCGGUCUUUCUAAAUAGAUGUCUCUGCUCUGUGGCUAAUAUUGAAGUGCAAAUGGGUAGAGGUCCAGAGUGUAAACACUCUAUUAAACCCCUCAGCUUUAGAAUACUUUAAUUUCCAUUUCUAGUUUUGAGCUACAGAUCAUCAAAUGGCUACAAAUAGCAGUGAGUGACUCGCAGGCUGAGUCUAAAAACACACCUCUGUCUCUUGUCUCGCUGCCCCCCUAUAAGUCAUGGGUAUCUGUCAUUUCACAGUAAUUAUGCUGAGCCUAACGCAGAGUGACAGACAGAUGUGCUUCCACCCCUGCAUUCUUAUUUCCUACUCCGCCUGUAGAGCAGAAGAUGGACGGCCAUCAGAUGAGCAUUUCAAAACCCAUCCGUCUUCUUAUCCCCGUUCUUUUUAUUCUUUCCCCUUGUCCCGUUUUCUCUUUUCUCCGGCUGUCCUGCCUUCUCAUCUUCAACCUCUGCUUGUCUGCCUCUGUCAGUUUUUUUCUUCUUCUGUGUUUCUCUUCAUCACAUGGAGGGCUUGAGCAAUGACACGGGCCUUGUAUAAAACCAUGAUGCUUCUGAAUGCUUUGUAUGGCGCCUCUAUGCAUCACUGAUGGUCUUUAUUAGUGUUUCUUUGACCUUUCUUCUAACAUUGUAAAACGUUAAACCUCAAUGAAAAAAAACAAAAAACAGAUGUUUUAAUUUUGCUGUCUGAGCCACAUGGGGGGUUAAAGCACAAUCUGUCCCUGUCAUCUGUUUAACCGCGGUGAGAGUCAAUGAGCUGGUCUCAUUGUUCAGAUCAAUCUCAGUCCAUUACAGCCUCAUCCAAUCAGCACUCGAGUGACUCCGAGUUAUCCUACCUCCCUUCCUUGCUUUGUCCGACUUUCUCACUUCCCUUCCUUUCUUCCCUCUGCCCUUGUUUCCUGAUGAAAAAUGCAAUCAGAGGAAUGCAUUUGAGGGGAUGAAACUCUCUCUUUACAGUUUGUCAGGAGGAGGCAAAGAAAGGAGGGGAAGAAACAAGGAAUUGAUGAACUGAGGAAGUGCGUGAUUGAGUAUGUAAUGAGGGAAAUCAAGGAAGUGAUUAGUGACUGAAGCCCCUCCUGUCUAAGCUGUGACAUCCUCUUAAACAUGUGAUUGGUCCCUCUGGUGUGGUUGCAUUAUGACAUUAUCACCUCCUCACCGAUGUUUGUGCAAAGCUAAUAGUCAUGUGUAUCAGAAAUUAUAGCCUGCUGUUUAACACUUUCAUGUUGAUGUAUAUUUUUACAUCUCUUUCUAGAAAUCUGUGGUCUAUUUCUUGAGAUGAAAGAUGUUUUAAAAGAAUUGCUGUAUUAAAAAGAAUACAUCCUUUGUUUUGACUUUUGAUAUGCCACUCAAAAGAUCUUGUUAGAGAAAUAUAAUGAAAGGUGUUUUACUGUUCUGUAUUGUUCUACACACAUUUUGGUAUUCACAGGACACAUGAACUGUCUGCUUACUCAUUUUUAAGAAUAAAUAUUAUAAAGGAACU